Molecule: messenger RNA, 1488 nt
Organism: Lentinula edodes (shiitake mushroom)
Lineage: Eukaryota; Fungi; Basidiomycota; Agaricomycetes; Agaricales; Omphalotaceae
Exons: 9
Coding region: 1-1488 (495 amino acids)
Biological process (GO): nucleocytoplasmic transport
Cellular component (GO): nuclear pore
Molecular function (GO): structural constituent of nuclear pore
Source: RefSeq, a predicted model, not a curated record
AUGGCUUUUACCAACAAUAGUGCUUCAAUUUUUGGCGCAAAGCCAAACAAUCCACCAGCCACAGGGAGCUCAUUAUUUGGUCAACCUAAUACUACUGGAAACUCUAUCUUUGGGUCAUCCCAGCCACAAACUAACACUUCAACCGCAAAUAGUUCAUUUGGUGGCAGUAAUGCGUUUGGCCAACAAAAUCAGCAGCAGCAGCAACCUGCCGGUAGUCUAUUCGGCCAGACUCAGCAGCAGCCAGCUACCGGAGGAAGUAUAUUUGGGCAACCCGCUGCAGGAGGAAGCAUCUUUGGGCAACCCGCUCAAAAACCUGCGGCAGGAUCCAGUCUAUUCGGACAAUCGACUCAACAGCAGCCAGCAGCAACAGGGACAAGUCUGUUCGGUCAGCCCGCUGUUCAGCCAACUGGUAAUCUGUUCGGGCAACCUGCUCAACAACCAGCCGCUGGGAGUACGAACAUUUUUGGGCAAUCGACGCAGCAACCUUCGACGGGUGUUGGUGGUAACCUCUUUGGACAAUCUACGCAACAACCUGCCGCUAAUACGAGUAUAUUCGGACAAUCGACCCAGCAGCCGGCCCCUGGAGCGAGCAUAUUCGGUCAACCAGCCCAAGCAACACAAUCGGCUGGAGGUACAAGCUUAUUUGGACAACCUGCACAACAGCAGCAACAAGGGACUAGUACUUUUGGCGGAGGUGGAGGAUUUGGAGGUGGAGGAGGUUCGACAUUGUUUGGUCAAAAACUUGGUCAGCCUCUACAACAGUCUAACUUCGGUGCGCCUGCUGUCCAGCAGCCUUCAGGUCCCCCUCCAUUUUCGAGGACCACUAAAUUCAACGACUUAUCGGAAGGGCUCAAGAAGACCUUCGAGGAGAUCGACUCCCAUAUUCAAGGGCGAAUUCAGAUAAGCAAGGAUCUUCGGCAGAAGAAACUUGGUGAGGAGGCAACGACAGGCCAAGAGCUAAUUCGAGUGGUGCAAAAAGAUCUCAACCAGACUGCAUCAACGAUUCGAAACGACCUCCAUGUCGUCAGGGACUUGAAAGCGAAAGCAGAUCAGGCUGUACAUGAUACUAUUAUAUCCACACGAAUAGUAGAUGGAUUCAAGAAUUCUCAAAUGAACGGUGCCUAUCUGAAAGACCACGCCUCAUUUCCCCUUGAGUUCUUCACUCGAGUUACGAAUCAAAUACGUGAACGGCUUGUCUGGUAUAGAGCAACGAUCGAGCAAAUUGAGCGUAAACUAUCAUCCAUGUCAAACCAGACACAUAUCACUCCACAAGGUAUAACGACCACGUUGCAAGCACAACAUUCAACUUUCCUCGCCCUUGCUUCGAAGACAGCCGCGCUUGAUACUGAGCUACAAAAGAUCAAGACCCUUUAUACUCAACUGUGGCGUGCACGUACGGGCAGUGUUCGGGAUCCUUUCAACAGUGUCGGGGUGAAUGAUUCAGGUGCUAAGCCAGAUUUUGGUCUGAGUGGUUUGAGUGUCCGAUAG